Indicator indicator is the source of this 504-nucleotide messenger RNA. It is a transcript of the gene MOSMO, whose product is annotated as modulator of smoothened. Gene Ontology annotation, cellular component: Golgi apparatus; ciliary membrane. NCBI's taxonomy places the organism in Eukaryota, Metazoa, Chordata, Aves, Piciformes, Indicatoridae. The record is from RefSeq and is a predicted model, not a curated record. Gene Ontology annotation, biological process: negative regulation of smoothened signaling pathway. The coding region runs from base 1 to 504 and encodes 167 amino acids. The transcript has 3 exons.
AUGGACAAACUGACCAUCAUCUCAGGAUGCCUCUUUCUGGCUGCCGACAUCUUCGCCAUCGCCAGCCUGGCGAACCCGGACUGGAUCAACACCGGCGAGUCCGCGGGUGCUCUCACAGUUGGCCUUGUGCGACAGUGUCAAACCAUCCAUGGACGUGACAGGACCUGUAUUCCUCCACGGCUGCCUCCUGAGUGGGUCACUACGUUAUUUUUCAUCAUUAUGGGAAUCAUUUCACUAACUGUCACAUGUGGUUUGCUGGUGGCUUCCCACUGGCGAAGAGAAGCUACUAAAUAUGCCCGCUGGAUAGCUUUCACUGGAAUGAUUCUAUUCUGUAUGGCAGCCCUAAUAUUUCCAAUAGGAUUUUACAUCAAUGAAGUUGGAGGUCAACCAUAUAAAUUACCCAAUAACACAGUGGUUGGGUCUUCAUAUGUACUGUUUGUCUUAUCCAUUUUCUUUACAAUAGUGGGACUUCUAUUUGCUGGCAAAGUUUGUUUACCUGGCUGA